AUGAUAAAUUUUUAUUUAAUUCUUUUUUAUUUUAUUUUAAGUGUAAAGAAUACUCAUGAAAAAACAACAAAAAAAUAUGAAUGCAUUAAUUUAUUAUCAGAUCAAGAUUACAAUGAUAAAUUACAAACUUUAAAACUGUAUCAAAUAAAAGAUAUUAAUAUAAAAAAUAAAAAUAAGUAUGUUUUUUCUUAUUAUGGAGGUUCUGGGAGUAAUAAAAGAAGAAUUUUAGAAAAAAUUUUUAAUAUAUCACCUGAAAAAAGAAAUUUUAUUAAUUUGGGAUUUCACCAGAAAUUAGACCUAUGGCUUGGGUAUGAUAAAAAUAAUAAUUUUAAUAUAGUUCUUGAUGUAGAUUUAUUAGAAAAUGAAGAGUUUUUAGAUAAUUAUGAAACAAUAUAUAAUUACGAAAAAUUAGUUAAUAUGAUUAUUGAGUCGACAAAUAUUGUUAUAAUACCUAUAUAUAUUGAAGAUAUAUAUAAAGAAAUAUAUGACAAAAACGAAAAGAAAAAAUUUCUUGAAAAUAAUACAAAUAAAAAAUAUCUUUUUAAUUUACCAAAAAAAGUAGAAAUGCUUCUAAAUAGGUUAAAUGAGAAAAGUAAAAAUAUGAAUAUUUAUUUCAUUAUUGUAGAUGACGAAAAACUACAAAGUACUAGUACUCGUAAUGAUUUGAUUAAACAUUUAAAAUUAAAGUAUAAUAAUUUAUAUAUUUAUUUAAUAAAACAGAGCAAAAUAAGUAUAGAUUUAUUGCAAAAUAAUAAUAUAAAUAAAUAUGAACUGCUGAUAAAUAGUAUAGAAAGUGCUAUAAAAGAAAUGAAUACAUUUAAGAAUUUUGAUUUUUUUAAUCAAAAAUAUGUUUAUAAUGUAUAUGUAAUAGAAGAAUCAUAUAUAAAAGUAUUAAAUUAUUUUGAUAAAAUUUAUUACGAGUAUGAAAAAGAAAUUACAAUGGGGAGUGUUAUUGAAAAUUAUGGUACUCUAUCAAAAGAUCUUAUAAAAAACUCUUUACUUUUAUUUCAUUUAUUAACGUUUGAACAAACAGGUACAAAAUUUAAAAAGACAAUUUUUCAGAAAUUAUUAGUAAGAUUUCAAACAUUAAUACGUAAACAAAUACUAAAACAGUUAUUACUUUUAGAAACCACUUAUCUUAAUAAAGGAAAAUAUAUGAUGUUAAAUAAAUACAACAUAAGUAAUGGUAAAGAUUUGAUAGAAAAAAAAGAUAAAAUCGAUCAUUUAAAGAAUUCUUUAAUAAUAAAAUUUACAAUAGAAAUAAAUAAAUUAAUCAAUGAACAAUUUAAAUUAUAUAACAAUCUUAAUAAUACAAUUAAUGAGUUUUUAUAUCGAUUUGAAGAGAAGUUAGAUCAAAUAUUAAAUAGUUAUUAUAAUUUAAAUCAAAGCCCACUGAAAAAGUUAUUUGAUAAACGGAAAUUAAAAGAAGCCCUUAAAAAAAAAAAAAAAUGGUUUAAUCCUUCUUUAAAUAUGAAUCUAACUUUAACGUCAUUAGUAAGAAAAAAUGGCUAUGGAAAUCUACAGAGUUACUUUAUAUAUGAUUUAGGUAUUUUAACAUUUGUGCUUGGUAUUGUAAAUGAUAGAAAUACACCUGAAGUUCAACAGCAAGGAGAUAAAAUUCCUUUUUUUAAAUUUCAACCAAAGCUGAACCUAAAAUUAAAUUUUAAGUAG
This is a messenger RNA of Plasmodium relictum, 1671 nucleotides long. RefSeq names its product conserved Plasmodium protein, unknown function. The transcript has a single exon. Bases 1 to 1671 code for a protein of 556 amino acids. The record is from RefSeq and is a predicted model, not a curated record. NCBI's taxonomy places the organism in Eukaryota, Apicomplexa, Aconoidasida, Haemosporida, Plasmodiidae.